This is a messenger RNA of Ustilaginoidea virens, 1191 nucleotides long. RefSeq lists its product as uncharacterized. NCBI's taxonomy places the organism in Eukaryota, Fungi, Ascomycota, Sordariomycetes, Hypocreales, Clavicipitaceae. Bases 1 to 1191 code for a protein of 396 amino acids. The transcript has 3 exons. Gene Ontology annotation, cellular component: cytoplasm. Gene Ontology annotation, biological process: carbohydrate metabolic process; N-acetylglucosamine catabolic process; D-glucosamine catabolic process. Gene Ontology annotation, molecular function: identical protein binding; glucosamine-6-phosphate deaminase activity. The record is from RefSeq and is a predicted model, not a curated record.
AUGAGAUUGAUCAUCCGCGACGACAGUCUUGCUGCCAGCAGCUAUGUCGCCUCGUACAUUGUCGAGCGCAUCAAGGCCUUCAGGCCUAGUGCCAUGAAUCCUUUCGUGCUUGGUCUGCCGACUGGAUCCAGCCCUCUUGGCGUCUACAAGAUGCUCGUCGCAAAGUACAGGGCUGGCGAGAUCUCCUUUGAACAUGUCGUCACCUUCAACAUGGACGAGUAUGUUGGUCUUCCCCGCGACCACCCAGAGUCUUACCACUCCUUCAUGUGGAAAAACUUCUUCUCCCACGUCAAUGUCCAUCCGUCAAACGUUCACAUACUCGACGGAAACGCUCCCAAUCUUGAGGCCGAGUGUGUCGCUUACGAAGAAGCCAUCAAGUCUGUCGGAGGCAUUGACCUGUUUCUCGCCGGCAUUGGCGAGGAUGGCCAUAUUGCCUUCAACGAACCUGGGUCCAGCCUAGCCAGUCGAACGCGCGUCAAGACGCUGGCCUACGACACCAUCAUUGCCAACUCGCGCUUCUUCAACAAUGACGCCAGCCAGGUCCCUCGCAUGGCCUUGACUGUUGGUGUCCAGACGAUUCUGGAGGCUCGCGAGGUUGUCGUCAUCAUCCUGGGGCAGCGCAAAUCCCUGGCCUUGCAGCGCUGCAUCGAGCAGGGAGUCAACCACAUGUGGACCUUGUCCAGCUUGCAGCUGCACCCGCAUCCAAUGAUUGUAGUCGACGAGGAUGCCACCCUUGAGCUCCAGGUCAAGACGGUCAAGUACUUCAAGAGCAUCGAAAAGGUGGCCAAGGAGGCCGGUUUCGAGCAAAUUCUUCCGUCAAAGGUCCGCACCGCCAACGGCGUUAUUCCCGCCACCCGGGUCGACCAAGUCGACUCUCCCACCAUACUCUGUCCUCAGCCCACCACCUCGCGGUUGCUUCGCGCCGCCCCGGCCACGGAGUAUCCUGUGCGAUCUGUUUCGCCAGACUUCGACUUGAUCCCGGACCGCAUGUCUUCUCGCAUUCGCGAACCACCUCUGAGCAUGCAGUCGCCCCCCACCGCGGCCACAGAGCAUCCUGUCCGCCCCGCUUCGCCAGACUUUGAAUUUAUCCCGGACCGCAUGGCUUCUCGCAUGGGCGAUCCAGCUCUGAUGUACCGGUUAACCCCGACGCCAGAGCAGCAAACGUCCCGGCAAAACGUCAUUAAGGCCUAA